CAACAGUACUACUUGGCCGAGGUGUAGGGGAGAACUACCAUGACUAGAAAGAAAACGUCCAGCACAACAGUGGGUGUCUCGAUUGGAUAACGAGAACCAUUGCAUUUUGGUUGUCACCAUCUAAACAGCAUCGACUUUCAAUUGAAUUUGCUUUCAGGUUCGAUCUUUCAGGAUCAACCACAAUUAUGCGAUUUGUAAUAACUUACUCUAAGAGGGCAUUGUAAACCAUUGAGUCUUUGAAACUUGGUGGUGGAUCUACGAAUGGAAGAAACUUGACUUCACUAUGUAGGGAAACUUGAUCACUGCAAUACGUUAACUCAAACCUCGAUAAAUACACCGGACACGCGGACUCUAUGUUCGUCGUUAAUGCGUUCUGGAAUGGACUGCGGGUGAAGAUCUCCAGAACAUGUUGAGGACUCUUGCAGUCAACUAAAUUUGGAUGUGUGAGGUUUUAAUUCUCUUCCAUCCAGCGAAUUGGGUUUACCACUGCGCGGUUGUCUUCAUGUUUUUUGGGUCAUUAUUUCCAGUGGCUAUUAUUUUUUGUCUCGAGAGACAUUGUAGCAGUUGGCGGUAAUGCUAACAUUCACUGUAGGUUGUGUCACUUGAUGAAACUUGCGAAAAUAUUGACAAUAGUGCGAAGGAAACAGCAGGAGUUGCACAUUGUUUGCACAUGUCUUGAGUGAAGCGACAUGUGGUGGUGACACAAUGGUGGGUUUGCAAGGAGAGGCUGCGUGUAAGCCGUAUUUGAAGAGGAAGGUCCUGCUCUGGCUAUGCACGUUCCCCGCUGUGUGGGCUGUACUUGCGCCAGAGACACAAGCGCUUCUCAACUUCAAAGCUGGGUUGACCAAAGUUGGCAAGCUAGUCAGCACAUGGAAUAGCAGCAAUGUGGACUUCGCCGGCUGCCCAGUACAAUGGUAUGGAGUAGUUCGGAAGAGUAGCGGCUAUGACUGCCAAGUUGUUGAGCUACUACUUCCGACUAGUGGUUUAGCAGGCGCUAUUUCACAAGCUAUCGGUGGCCUACCGCACCUGGUGAACCUGUCGUUAGCUCAUAAUGAGUUGGAGGGCGACAUCUCCACAAUUCUUAAGCUACCAAAUCUUAUGCGUCUCUUCCUCUCUGGAAAUGCUUUCUCAGGUUCUAUUAAGUUUGAGACUGGUUCGAAGUUGGUGGUGGUGGACCUUAGCGACAAUAGUUUCUCAGGUUCCAUCGAAUCUCCGCUUCCAGAGAGUGAUCUUCUUGAGAUGAACCUUUCUGGAAAUGAAUUUUCUGGCCGUAUUCCUCAGGAGCUGUUCCAGAAAACCACACUUAAGACUCUUGAUCUGAGUAGGAACAAGUUUGGAGGACCUAUACCUGCUGUGCAGGUUAUGGUCUCCCUUACGACGCUGAAGUUGUCAGACAACAUGCUGGAGGGUCAGAUUCCACCUGAAUUGUUCAACGAGCAGACUCCACAACUUCGAGAAGUGGACCUCAGUCGGAACCAGCUUAGCGGUGGCUUGGGCCUUGUGACUACCAAAGUCAUGAGUGUUUUGAGGCUUGCUUCGAACAGCAUGACAGGCCCUCUGCCUUCGAAGAUACAGUCUUGUAGUGUGGUCGAUUUGAGUGAUAAUCAUUUCUCUGGAAGCAUGUCGUUAAGCAAAUGGAGUGCCAACCUUCGGGCAUUGAAUCUAAGUCACAAUAACCUCAGUGGUACCAUAGACAACGCAUCGCUGGUGCAGAUGUUCGCAUUGAAUGUGCUCGAUCUUAGCUUCAAUCAACUCUCUGGUUCUAUUCCUCCACAGUUUUUGGCAUCGCCCUCCAUCACCGAGCUAGUGCUAUCACACAACCAGUUCGAAGGAUCUAUUCUUAAUUCCUUACCUUCAACAAGUUCGCCGCUUAACGUAUUAGACUUAUCCAGCAAUCAUUUAAGUGGUGCUAUUCCUGACGCAUUAGGUUCUUACAGUAAGCUCCUUGUUCUCAGCUUGAGUACAAACCAUUUGGAGGGUACAAUACCGGGGCGUUUUUCUAAUCUGGUGCAGCUUCAGAUUCUUGACCUUUCCAAGAACUCGCUGACAGGUUCUAUACCUUCAAGGCUUUCUCUACAGCUAAAGAGCUUCAAUGUAUCUGGAAACAACUUAUCAGGCACAGUACCUUCAAACCUGGCCGGCUUUUCAACAUCGUCUUUUUAUCCUGGAAAUCCAAAUCUUCUCUUGCCACAUGCACCGUCUUCUCACGAUCCAGGCUCUGGAGUACAGGUUAGUUUGGGAAGCAGUCACAAACGAGUAAAUCUUGCAGUAAAGGUCGGAUUGAUAGUUGGAAUUACUCUUGGAGCAGUGCUUAUUGCAGCAUUAUGCUUGAUCAUAUACUUUCGUAAAACACUGAGACCUUCGAUGAAGUUACCUAUAGCGCAGUCCAUAGAACAGGGCACUAAACCAAAGGCCGACGCUGGAGAGGCCGUUGAGCAACCUGGUGUGCCAUCCUCAAUUUCCAGGGGUUCUGUGAAGGGUACAUUAGCACCGCCGAAAGCGAGGAGUGACAUCAAACGUGAUGCCCUUGAUUUACAGAAGAGUGGCGAAUCACCAAUGCGAACGAAGUGGCGAACAGCUGGGGCACCCUCAGAUGAUGAUGCCUCCGUCUCAUCCGAGCACCCUAUGGUAUUGAAAGUCAAAUCUCCUGAUCGCUUGGCUGGCGAUCUUUUCUUUCUCGAUGCUACGCUCCUAUUCACCGCUGAGGAGUUGUCACGAGCUCCUGCAGAGGUCCUAGGAAGAAGCAACCACGGGACGUCAUACAAAGCUACAUUGGACAAUGGCCAUAUUCUCACAGUGAAAUGGUUGCGUGAGGGACUUGCCAGGAACAAGAAGGAGUUUACCAGGGAGGCUAAACGAUUUAGUGGUGUCAAGCAUCCCAACGUUGUGUCAUUGCGAGGUUAUUACUGGGGUCCUCGAGAACAUGAGAAGCUUCUAUUGUCUGAUUUCAUCAGCAGAGGCAGCUUAGCUCAUCAUUUAUAUGAAAAUUCAGAGCGGAAGCAACCUCCACUUACAUGGGAUCAGCGAUUGCAAAUAGCGGUUGGAGUUGCUAGUGGGUUGUCUUACCUACACAACAAGCAUGGAGUACCUCAUGGUAACCUCAAGGCAAACAAUAUCCUUCUUCAGGGUCCUGAAUUAACCGCCCGGGUAUCUGACUACAGUCUUCAUCGCCUGAUGACUGUUGCUGGUACUGCCAAUCAGAUCUUAAACGCAGGUGUCCUGGGGUACCGAUCCCCUGAGCUGGUUGCCACACGCAAGCCUAAACCCUCGUUAGCAUCUGAUGUAUACGCAUUGGGUGUAAUUUUGUUAGAGCUGCUCACAGGCAAAGGUGCAGGAGAUAUCAUGUCUGCCAACUCUGGAGCUGUGGAUUUACCAGAUUGGGUUAGAGUGGCUGUGAAGGAAUGCCGGCCAGUGGACUGCUUUGAUGCGGUGCUUGUGGGUUUGCACAGAGAGCAAGAACCCCCGAAAAGCAUGUACGAGGUUCUAGACAUAGCCUUCUCUUGCAUGACGCCUCAAGCAACGAGGCCGACCCUGAAGUGCAUUUUAGAUCAGUUGGUUGCUCUUGCAAAUGCUUAACAGUCCAUCCAAUUGGGAGAUGGAUCCAUUGAUGUAUUAAGUAGUUUUUUUAAUUUCUUGAGGUUAUACAUUUAAAAACUUGAGUCCUUUACUGGUUGAGUUUAUUUUUUGGAACAUCACGAAUAUGUAUUUUGAUUCCCUUAUUCUUACAAAUGUUUCAUGUUACAAA
Messenger RNA from Physcomitrium patens, 3745 nucleotides. Its product is annotated as LRR receptor-like serine/threonine-protein kinase GHR1. Gene Ontology annotation, molecular function: ATP binding; protein kinase activity; protein binding. The record is from RefSeq and is a predicted model, not a curated record. Gene Ontology annotation, biological process: protein phosphorylation. NCBI's taxonomy places the organism in Eukaryota, Viridiplantae, Streptophyta, Bryopsida, Funariales, Funariaceae.